Molecule: messenger RNA, 1415 nt
Organism: Paraphaeosphaeria sporulosa
Lineage: Eukaryota; Fungi; Ascomycota; Dothideomycetes; Pleosporales; Didymosphaeriaceae
Exons: 1
Coding region: 95-1129 (344 amino acids)
Source: RefSeq, a predicted model, not a curated record
ACAGCUCCUCGACAUCAACCACAACUUCCAAACUCCAGGUGCAUCGCUGGUAAAUGUUAUCUUUACCAGAAUUUUAGUCGAGGGCUUUUAAAGUAUGGAAAUGCUUCGGUACUUCGAUAACUGGCUACAUGGGAACGUUGAGAUUGAGGAGCAGGUGCAGGAUGAACCUGUUGCCAAUGAACCGCCCAUGGACAUCGAUGACGGGUCGGCUGAGGAAGAGCUUGACGAAAAACAACGUGGAAAGCAGGAUCAAGAACGUAACUGGGCCCCCUUUAUGGCCAUCACGGACGAAGUAUUCUCUUACCUUGUGCACCUGCACAUGGAGAUGCAGGGUAAGGUGAGUAUUACUCCAUUCCGUGUUGAGCACCGGCUGCACGGCUCAUACAACUACGCAGUCAUUUUGGGUGACGGAACUAGCAAGCUCGUUGUAAAGAUCCCUGUGGUCGGGACCAAGGGCCACUGGGACCCUGGGCAAGCAAGUAUCAUGCGCUCGGAAGCACACACCUUGAUGUAUAUCAAGCACAAACUGCCACGUUUGCCAUGCCCAGAACUGCUCGCCAAGGACGAGACGUUCGACAACGCCAUCGGCGGACCAUACUUGAUGCAGUCGUUUCUUGAGGGAAUGCCACCGCAGUACUUUUGGUAUGAAGGGCUCACCGUUCAUGAUGGUGACCUAGUCGACCGGGAAGAUAACAACAAUCCUCCGGAAGAGCUAGAAACGAAGCGGAUUACAUUCCCCUCGUCGCUCGCGACUGACAUGGCGGAGCUCCGCCAUCUCGAAUUCGAUUUAAUUGGGAUGCUGUACCUUGAGGACGAAACUAACCCAGGAUCUUUUUAUAUCGGCCCGCACUACGAUUUCGUAGGCAUAUUGAAGCGAGUGUACUACAAGCGGCAGGUAUCCAAGUCCAGCGCCGCAUUCUAUAUCCGGCAGCACAAGAGGCAGUGUGGGGAGGAUACGGAAGGUGCAGACUUCAUACGUGUUGAGGUGCUCAAAGCUACGCCUUUCGUAGCUUCGAAGAAACGUCAGACCGAGGAUCAAGAGACGUUACCGUCUUGCCCGCUGUGUCGGCUUUGCAACUGUCCCAGUGUUCCUUCAGGAGGACUUCAGAUGGUGUUACUCGUUCCCUAACAUCUCGGACUUGUUCCCCUGGACCCUGGCCAAGUACCGCAAGGUGUAUGCCGCAGCCAUGAAGAAGGCUUGCUCCGACUGUGAAGAAGCGGCGCAGUACUGCGAGAAGUCGGCCAUGUAUAUGCCAAUCCACAAUGUGAUGUACGGCGACUAUGGUUGGGAGCAGGACCGGGUGGGUGCACUGAUGAGGAAGCUGAUGUUGGAGAUUCCAGAGCUGCGGACUGCGAAACUGGAGUCUUUGCGUGCACAUAUCUAUCGCGAUUAUAAUGGCGACUACAUAAUGGAU